Molecule: messenger RNA, 3243 nt
Organism: Babesia bigemina
Lineage: Eukaryota; Apicomplexa; Aconoidasida; Piroplasmida; Babesiidae
Exons: 1
Coding region: 1-3243 (1080 amino acids)
Source: RefSeq, a predicted model, not a curated record
AUGACAGGCGGCCUUCCCACUGCCAUCAAACAAAUAGAAACAAAGGUCACAGAGGCUUUAGCCUCCAUCGAAAAUUUGAAAUCAGAUAUUGUCUCCCACGCAGAUGACGUCAAAUCCAAACUCGCUGCCAUGUGCGAAAUUGUGAAGAAGGCUGCCGAAGGAAACUCAGAAAGCGCCAAAGGGAAGCUGUCGGAACUGAGAAGCAAAAUCGGUCGGAACACUGUAAAGAAGCCUGGCGAUGGUGUACUCAUGAAAAUUAAGAACGAUCUGGAAACUCUCAAAAAUACAAAAUUACAUGAAUGCAUAUCAGCGGCAACAAACUUCAGCACCCACGCCGAACGAUUGAAAACGUCAACUAUCUCCAGUCUCCAAGAUAUAGUCGACAGUCAGCUCAAUGAUUGUAUGGCUGAGCUCACCAAGCAGGCAAACACCCAUUACGUCACAACCAUGCACUACCUAUUGGAACAAUUCGCCGACAAGGUGAGAGGGCAGUUGGAUAAAUUGCCUGAAGCAAUCGAAGAAGACUUGGCAACUGGCUUCAAAGGUUUCAUGGGAGCGUUUCAGGGACAGAAUGGUCAAGCAGCAAAUUAUGAUAAUAUCGAGAAACUGAAAGACAUUGUCGACCGUCUCUCCCAAAAGCCCACUGACUACAAGGAAAACUUCGAAAAGCUGGCCAACAAGUUCCAGUCUUUCUGGCAGCCACUCCACGACUACGUCACAGCGGAGAUCAAGAGAGUUCACGCAGCAAACAAAGAGCGAAAUAAUCCCAAGCCAUCUGGCGACGGACAACUAUACACAUCCAAGCUAGAUGUCGUUACUAACGAACUUAACAUUUUGCUAAACCAUGUUCGUAAAAACAACAGGUACGACUACCGUGUUCCCAGUAUGCUCGACAUCCUCUUAGGAGAAGCUCAAGGUCUCCACCCUGAGUCAUUUUCUGAGCCGAACACUCCGCUGCUGGAAACCAUUGCCCAUGGUUUCCAGGGUUUGGUGGGUGAGCUCGACAAGGCGUACAUCUCCGCGUACGACAGUGAGACCAUCCAAUGGACAGAAACUGCCCUUAGCACCGGUUUAACACAAAACGCUCACCGCUGCGCUAAAAUAUUCUUGACCGCUUUUUCCACAAUUUACGAUGCUGUGCAUGACUUGAGGAUAAAUUGCAAUAGUCUGAGGGGACACCAAAUUCACUCGUCCUCUGAUCUCGGCGGAUUGUUCCUACGGCACGGCUUUAAGGUGUCCGCAGAAAACAAACAGCACUGGGAGCUGCAGAACAAGAGCGUCAUAAACGGUGAAUACGUCGCGAACAGACUUAGCUUUAGGGUCGAAGGUGCGAAAGACAACGAGCAUCUUAAGGAGUGCGAAUCGAAUAAACGCAAGUCUAACGUCCUUUUUAAUCUUUUCGAUAUUCUCAAAUGCAUUCUGCAUCACGUCGACCAGUACAACGCCAUAUGUCACAUCGCUAUACUCCCCAAACCUAGAACGCCAUGUACCGUUUUCGAGAUGCUGGCGUGGCUCUCAGGGCUCACUUACACUUCCGCGUACCAGGCGCUGCUAUCAGACGGGUUCACCAACGUGCUUGAUAAUCCGGAUACGCCGCUUGCUGGCGACGGAGAGAUCAGCGUAUUCGACAUCGAGCAGUCAUACCUAGAGGCGCACCCGCAGACCAUCACGUAUAAGAGCAUACGGACGGUGUUGCAAUACCUUUGUUCGAAAUCGUACGAUUUGCUUACCACCGUUGUUGGCCACGGCGACGCGGCGACAUUCUACGCUUGCGACUAUUCGAAUAACACGCUGAAUCUGUACUACCCGAGCUCCGGCGAAGAUUGUUUGCAGAUGUUGCUUGACUUCCUCCGUAGAAUUUUGCAGCCGCUCAGGUAUUUGUUUGAACGAUGCAGUGUCGCAGACAAGAACUACGGAUGGGCCGACUGCCACUACGGCAGGGACGUACCUACGACCAAAUCGCACUGCAACAUCAAGCCAACGGACGAUGUAACGUGCCUACCAAACUGUCAACCAAAUUGCAAACCAAAUUGUCAACCAACAUCGCCAUUGAUGAACUACCUAAGUGACUCUCUACUCGGCUACCUGCCACAUAGAUUGGAGUCUGUUGGAUGCAAAUCUAAAUGCUCCACCUGCCCCUCCACAUCCAGGCUGGGAAUGCCGUGCGUCACACCGCUGGGUUUCAGGGCGUUCUCCGGGUCGACCAAAACAGGCCGUCAGCUAUGUGAGAUAAUUCGCGAAUUCUUAGGUAGUGGCGUGGUUUCAUCAUUGUUUGGCUUGUCACCAACUCCGCCGAAAACGCUGCCGGAGCAUUUCAGUUUCGGGUUAAGCUUGGUUAAUAAGUGGGUCAAAGUUGCAUCUUAUAUUACUGAUGCAGGUAUAAAACCAGUAUCACAAACUAAGAUUGAAGCAUCUAUUCAGACGCUCUCCAUUAAGCUCUGCACUGACACGGGUAAGCUUACCAAUGUACUUCGUGACGCUUAUGGCAGCAGUCAGCAUGAGCACCAAGAUCAAAAUCAUCUCGAAGUCUAUGCCGAUGUAUCUAGCCUAUGCAUGACUAGAAGUUGCACCGACAGGGAUAUGCGCUGCGCUCCAUACCUAUCCACACUGUGUUCGGACACGUAUCAAUACCUUGUUCAUAAGAACUUUGCCACGUACCUUACAUGGGCUGUCUACCUGCCGUGGGAUUUCUGGAAUCAACUGAAUAAUUUGUGUAACGCAUUCAAGAACAUUUUCUGCCAAGACUGGGGAUGCCAUACGUGUCUGCGUGCUGAGAAAUGUAAGCGUGGACAGCAUGGCCUCGUCGAGAAAGUUGAGAAUCAACCUGACAAGCCUCAUUGCAAUUGUCCAUCGAUGGUUCAGUGCAAGGGUGUAUCCGCAACACUGUACCAGUUCGGUUUCUGUUUUGGUAACGCGGCGACAUUAAAUAACGAGGCAUCGGCUAAGAAGUGUUCUGAUUUCUGCUCUCAGCUGGACAAGGUGUUGAAAUCGGAAUAUUUUGUUAAGCUGUUCAAAGAAUGUGACAUAUUCAUUUGGACUAUCAGAGAACCGUUCACCUACUUGGUUCUCGCGCUCUGGUCACUAUCCCUCUUCUACCUCAUCUGCGUCAUGGUUGGCAGACUGGAUGUGCUCCACAUCCGCUCACACCUGAGAUCACCAUCAUCGCACAGGAUAACGGCGCAGUCAUUGUUGGCUGCUGCGCAAGUCGGAAGGCUUGCCAAGAUAUCGUACCUUCAACCGUGA